CUCUUACUCGAAUAAAGGGCCUAUAAGGGUACCAAAAGAAACUGGAAUUGAGUGGGUUAUGAGGACACUAGGGAACCCAACUGAUUGCUAUGAUAUGUUUAGAAUGAGUAGGCCAAUGUUUGAGAAGUUACAUAAUGUGCUAGUUGAGUCUUAUGGUUUGCAAUCCACUAGAAGAAUGUCUUCAACAGAGUCUCUGGCACUAUUUUUGUGGACAGUUGGUGCCCCUCAAUCAGUUAGGCAGCAAAGAAAUAGAUUUGUCAGGUCUCUGGAGACAUGUAAUAGAAAGUUUGAGAAAGUGUUGGCAUGUUUAAUCAAUCUAGCAAAAGAUAUCAUUAGGCCAAAAGAUCCUCAAUUCACAAAUGUGCACCCAAGAUUGAAAAAUAGAAAGUUUACGCCAUUCAUGGAUAAUUGCAUAGGAGCAAUAGAUGGCACACAUAUUGAAGUUGUGGUGCCAAAUGCCACUGCUGUGCAACAUAGAAAUAGACACAAGGAGAAGAGUCAGAAUGUGAUGUGCGUAUGUGACUUUGAUAUGAGGUUCACUUUCGUCCUUGCCGGUUGGCCAGGAUCGGUUCAUGAUAUGAGGGUGUUCAAUGAUGCUCAGAGUAGACUUGGUCAUAAGUUUCCACAUCCACCACCAGAAAAGUUUUAUCUUGUGGACUCGGGAUACCCAAACAGACCGGGUUAUCUUGCACCAAUAAAGGGUAUAACAUAUCAUUUCCAAGAAUACCGUGAUGGUACAAUGCCUAUAGGAAAAAGGGAGCACUUCAAUUACUGUCAUUCUUCACUUAGAAAUGUGAUAGAGAGGUCAUUUGGAGUCUUGAAAAACAAGUGGAGGAUUUUGUUUCACCUACCAAGUUAUCCGCAACGCAAGCAAAGCAAGAUUAUUGUGGCAUGCAUGGCAGUGCAUAAUUUCAUCAGAGAAAGUAAGAUAUCAGAUAGAGAAUUUGACUUGUGCGACCAGGAUGAAAACUAUGUUCCAUUACAUGCACAAAGUUCUAAUGCCAACGCUACAGAUGAAAGAGAUAGCGCCGUGAUGAAUCAAUUCCGGGAUUGGGUCGCCGAUGGGCUGUGGAGUUUGAAAUAAAUGUAAUUUCAAUUGUCUUUUUAUCUUGUGCAAGACAUGAUUUGUACUAAUAAUUUGUACUAAUAUCAUUUGAAAUAAUCUGCAAGACAUGAUUUCAAUAAAAUGUGCAAGACAUGCAUGCAGAGCAGCCGUGCAUAUGCAUGCAGAGCAGCCAGGGCGCAGCGCAUGCAUGCCAGCCGGUGUGCUGUGCAUCCAUGCAGCGCGGCAUGGAGGGCAGUGGUUGCAUGGCAGUUAGGGGUACUUUAGUAUUUUUAGAGCUUCAUUUAAUGACUAAAAGUCCCUCUAAGUCCCUUAACCAAACAGGGUGGGGCUAAAAGUUUAAGACUAGGGACUUUUUUAAGUUCUAAGACUUUUCCUAUCCA
Messenger RNA from Panicum virgatum (switchgrass), 1446 nucleotides. RefSeq names its product protein ALP1-like. The transcript has a single exon. The coding region runs from base 59 to 1084 and encodes 341 amino acids. Lineage: Eukaryota; Viridiplantae; Streptophyta; Magnoliopsida; Poales; Poaceae. The record is from RefSeq and is a predicted model, not a curated record.